Pungitius pungitius (ninespine stickleback) is the source of this 5347-nucleotide messenger RNA. RefSeq names its product zinc finger CCCH-type containing 12B (gene zc3h12b). The coding region runs from base 408 to 2972 and encodes 854 amino acids. The transcript has 6 exons. Gene Ontology annotation, molecular function: mRNA binding; RNA endonuclease activity; metal ion binding. Gene Ontology annotation, cellular component: cytoplasmic ribonucleoprotein granule; nucleus. The record is from RefSeq and is a predicted model, not a curated record. NCBI's taxonomy places the organism in Eukaryota, Metazoa, Chordata, Actinopteri, Perciformes, Gasterosteidae.
AGCGCCGCCUGAAGUCAACGACAAUCUCGAAGGAUGUGCAAAUGAUGGAGGGGCUGUUGUUGUGGGGAUGUUUUUCCACUUCCGUCCGAAGAAAAUCGCCAAAGGUCAACUUUAUCUCAAGUUACAGUAGCAUUCUGACAAAAAAAAAGAUUUGCGCACGCUCCAAAGCUAUAAAGCUAACUGAUGUUAGCAGCCCGGCGUUGGUUAGCCCGUGGAGCCGCUCAACGGGCUUUCAUCACCGCAGCGUCCGCUUAGCCGGGGAUUCAAUAGUUUGAUUCAGCCUGCCCACACGUGUUACUUUGGCUCCGAACAAAGAGCCUGUAGUGCUGAAGUCCAGCAUUCAGUAUGAUUCCCUGGCGGCGGUGAGGAAGCAUGGCGUGGAAAUUUGAGGCGACGAGACGAACGUGAUGACAGUAUGGUUGAUGGUGGAGAAGCUCAAAAUGGAAAAACGCCCGUGCAGGGAGGAGAACAUUGACUCAAGCGAGGCCCGGCAUGCCAGUGACAACUCCGAGGAAGCAAGCAGCUCCGAAAGCGAACCAGAAGAGCAGCAGCAGCAGCAGCAGCAGCAGAGGGUUCGGCUGAGCAGCAGGUGUAAGAAGAGGGAGCCCCUGGCCGUCGCCAAGCCCCACCGACAGCUGUGCCGCUCGCCGUGCCUCGACCGGCCCAGCUUUUCGCAGGGCAGCACCGCUCAGGACCUCCGCGAUGACGACGGCGCCGGCUGCGCGGCAGCCACCAGGCUGGCCAGCGACCGCGAGUACCAGACCAAGAUGGACUUUGCGUUGAAGCUGGGCUAUUCGGGGGAGCAGGUGCAGACGGUGCUCAACAAGCUGGGCGCCGCUGCGCUCAUCAACGACAUCCUCGCCGAGCUGGUGAGGCUCGGGAACAAAGUGGAGCCGGAGGUCCAGCCCUGCAGCGGCGCCGCGGCGUCCAUGUCGCGGCCCGCUUGUGUGAAAGAGGCCGUCAGCCCCGAGGUGUCGGUGGAGGAUGAGUCCCCGGAUACGUUUGAUAACCUCCGGCCCAUCGUCAUCGACGGCUCGAACGUGGCAAUGAGCCAUGGAAACAAAGAGGUGUUCUCGUGUCGUGGUAUCCAGCUCGCUGUGGAAUGGUUCUUUGACAAAGGACACAAGGACAUCACUGUGUUUGUCCCAGCCUGGAGAAAGGAGCAGUCGAGGCCCGACGCCCUCAUCACAGAUCAGGAGGUAUUACGCAAGCUAGAAAAAGAGAAGAUCCUGGUUUUCACCCCAUCUCGGCGAGUUCAAGGCCGGAGAGUGGUGUGCUACGACGAUCGCUUCAUAGUGAAGCUGUCUUUUGAUUCUGAUGGAAUUAUUGUGUCAAAUGACAACUACAGGGACUUGCAAAAUGAGAAACCGGAGUGGAAGAAGUUCAUAGAAGAGCGCCUCCUAAUGUACUCGUUUGUCAAUGACAAGUUUAUGCCGCCCGAUGAUCCCUUGGGAAGACACGGCCCGAGCUUAGAAAACUUCCUCCGCAAGCGUCCUGUGGUUCCAGAGCACAAAAAACAACCUUGCCCCUAUGGGAAAAAGUGCACGUACGGACACAAGUGCAAGUACUACCACCCAGAGCGCGUCAACCAGCCGCUGCGGUCGGUGGCCGACGAGCUGCGGGCUUUCGCCAAAUUGUCAGCGGUGAAGACGAUGAGCGAGGGGGCCCUGAUGAAAUGCGGCGCCGGCCCGGCGGUGGCGGCCAAGGCCGACGGCACCUCCGAGGUGAGGCGCGUGGCGCCCAAGCGUCAAUCGGACCCCAGCAUCCGCGCGGUGGCCUGCGAGCCUCCCGCGGCGCUGUCCGUCGCCAGGAAGUCCGAGGCCAAUUCAGUGCCUUCCCUUGUGUCUGCGCUCAGCGUGCCCACCAUGCAGCCCGCCAAGAGUCACGCGGCUGGCGCCCUGAACACGCGGUCGGCCAGCAGCCCGGUGCCCGGCUCUCUGCAGUUCGGCCACAGCUCCCUUGAGCACAUGUCCAGUGUACAGUACCCCCCGAUUUUAGUGACCAACAGUCACGGCGCCUCCAUCACAUACGGGGAACAGUUCCCAAAGUACGACUCGGUGAGCGACCACGGAUACUACUCGCUGCACAGUGAUUUCUCCAACAUGAGCAUGAGCAGCAUGCACAAUGUGGACAGUUUCUGUAGCAUGGAGCACGAGCACGGCGUGUAUCAGAGGAAUCCCAGCCACUGCCUUGAGUCCUGCCUCAGCCAUUCAAACAGCGACUCCUUCUCCUCAUACGGGGACAUGUACCCGAGCUCCAUGGAUAGCAGCUUGGAGGAGAGCAUGAAGGGCCAGCAGCAGCAGCAGCAGUCUCCCGCGCAGGGCAGGAUGCAGGCUUUCUCCCACGGCUUCCGUCACGAAGCGCUGACUAGGGUGCAGAGCUACGGGCCCGAGGAACCCAAGCAGGGCCACCGCAAGCAGCCCGGAUCCCGCCUGGCCCCGCACAUCCAGCACGUCGCGGUGGGGGCCCGGUCCAGCUGUCCCGGGGACUAUCCCCUCACUCAGAACGUCCUCCCACCUUUGUCCUCGCAGCCCACGCGCUCCCUCGGCAUGACUCGCAUGGACAGCAUCUCGGAUUCGCGGCUGUACGACAGCAACCCGAUGAGGCAGAGGCGACCUCCGCUGUGCCGCGAGCAGCACGCAAGCUGGGACCCUCUGCCUUGCGGCAACGAGUCCUAUGGCUAUCACUCGUAUCCGCUGAGCAACAACCUGAUGCCGUGCUGCGAGCGAGUGAUGGUCCGCAGCAUGCCGGACAAAAUGGAACAAAUCUGGAACUCGCCGUGGGAGAUGCCGUCCGCAGCCGAGCACCAAGAGCGGUACGUCAUCCCAGACCACCAGUAUCAAACAUAUCGGAACCUUUGUAACAUCUUCCCUGCUUACGUAGUCCACUCGGUAAUGGAGAAGAACCCUCAUUUGACAGAUCCGCAACAACUCGCCGCCAUCAUUGUUACAAAACUGAGGUCAUGCCAUUGAGCAGUUAAUGUUAUUAAACAUUUUUAAAUAAUGUGAUAAGGGGCCAUACAGAUUUUGCCCUAGCUGCAUGUGCAACAUCCGCCCGCCCUCAGGAGUUUUUUUUUUUCUUCUUUUUUUAUAUGUGGCGAAAUAAUAUUUUACAUCUCUAAGAUGACGUAGAAGAAAUCGGCAUAAAAGAGGUUUGUCCAAACAGUUUAUCUGAAAUUGUGAGCUGUUUCAUAGCUACGUUUUUAUAUGAAGUGUGGUACAGUAAAGCUUAUUAGAAGUUUGCUUCACAACACAUUUAUACCUGAGCAGGAGCUGCAUACCCAAUAUUUUCCUUAGUUUUUGUUCUAAUUCUGGAAAAUGUAUACUGUAUACAGAAUACUCUAUCAACAUUUAGCAUUGGGGUUAAAUGUCCACCGGAUCAGAGAGAGGGUGGACAGAGAAAAUCUUUUGAUUUGAUUUAUUACAUUCAGUAUGAAAAGGAUCUGGUAUGAUAGGAUAUUUAUGAAAUAAGUAACCACAGGAAUAUAUGUUGUAAAGUACAGCAAUGAAACAAUAAUUCACAAUUCAUUUAAGAAAUAAUUAGCUUUGAUUUUUUUUUUCUAUUUCUAAAUUCAUUCAAGAAUGUCAAAGAAAAAAAACGUAAUUAAUAGUGCGUAAUUUCCUGAAACAUUCACAAUUGAUAAUGUCACUUUUAAUGAAGAUGGUGAUGUCACUGGCCCGUUACCCAAUCAGAUGCCUCCUGCCCUGCCUCUAGAUUGGAACUGUUGGCAGUGCCAUUCAGACCAGCUAGCAUUAUAGCCACAACAAUAACUAAUUUGGGGCUGCUGCUUGAAAUAUACACAGAAACGGUUCUCCUUUAAUUUAUUAAACUUCGUAUGGCAGUGUUUCUAUACAGAGAUUCUUUAUUACUCUGCAUCAAAAUGUGUUUACGGCAGCAGGUCAGAGCUGUGUUUUGACUUUUAAGGAUGUUUGCGGGUGAGCUAACAGUGUUAACACCGGUUUGUCACGUUGAUGCAGAUUAAUAAUCUAAGCCAGCCAACGUGUAGAUGGGUAGUAUCAGCAGUACCUCAAUAGCUACAAAAAAGUUUGGUAAAUGUGAGUGUGUGCUGGCAUCACUUAGAGUAGACAUUUUGUUGAUUUAAGUGCAACAACAACAACAACAACUCUAUGUUGACUGGUCAAAUUUAGAAGCAAUUGUUGGGGUUGUCGUUGGUGACGUGAGGGUGCUGUAACAGCGCCAAUGUCAUCAAAAAUGGCUGCAUGAAAUAAUGAGUCAUCGAGUGAUAUGAUGAUUAUGUGUCAUUGAGAAAAAUGCCAUUGUGAAGUAAGUACUUUUGAAUAAACCUAUUUCUAUAAUAAUACAACUCGAUAUUCCUAAAAGUAUUUAUAAAACAGGAAUAAUGAGUUAAUACUUUAUUAAAAGAUUAAACAAACGGUUGGUUAAUUUAUGUUUAACAUAGUUUAAUCCAUACAUUUCACUUUAAUUGAAGUAAUACUCACUACACUACUAACAAUAGUGACCGGUUGGUUGACCAUGGACCAUUUGGAUCUAACUUUCAUCAUAGUUUUAAUAACUUACUAAUAUAGUAAUCUAGUAUAACUCUGAGCCUUGUCUUUAUGUCAUUGUAUUGUCACUAAGUGGAUGGGACCUGAUAGGCAACAUUUCCCACAUUUCACUCCUUGAAUCUUGGCUACAGAGGAAGUAAACAUUUGGACACAAUCUCGCUUUUAUGAAGCUCUUGUUCAGGCUCUGAACGUGUUAUGAAAGGCAUCUAAAGUGUUUCUGGUGCAGUUGAACUAUAAAUAACCUUGCUUAGGUCUGCCUCUGCUGUAAAUAAUUUGUGGCUUUUAUUUUAAAGAUAAGUAAGAGGGAGGUAGUGACAUACCUCACAGCAUGAACUAUGACAUUUAAUGGCCUUAUAUCUGAAUGACCUCACGCUUUAGUCAUUGUCUAAUUGGUUUCAAUGAAAGUCUUUGUCGUUGAAGCCUCCUAUUUUCAAAUGUAAAGCACUAUCUCAGUAUUUAAAGAGAUAUAUUUUCUCAGCCUCACUUAACAAAGCUACUAUUUUGGUAGAAUUUAACAGUGCACAAAGCAAGCCAAAAAAGAGAUUUGACUUCUAUACACGUGCACAUACUGAUGUACAUAUAAUCACACAGAAGCCAUCGUUUCAAAGUCAUUUAUAAGCUGCUAAAUAAUGCCAAAAAAAGAGACUUUAUCUAGUGCCCGUAUUCUACAUACCUUGGAAGCGAUUGGAUUACAACAUUUACUCACAUCUGUUUUGGGUUAAUUUCCUAUAGUGUUCUGUAUAGUUAUCUCUCUGAUUUUAUUGGAUGCUACUUCCAAAACCUUUCAUAUAUAUAUAUAUAUAUAUAUAUAUAUAUAUAUA